CACUGGGUGAUUCAAAACCCUCCUCUACCAAUCAGCGCAUCCAUUCGGCACCCCCUCCCGAAAAGGAACAAGACUCGCUCGCCGCGUUCUCUCCGCUGUUCGUUGUUAUGAUGGGCCAACACCAUCCGACUCCCUCGGGGGGUUCGCUUGUCGGUAAUACAACAUAACAGUCAAUCAUAUGUGCUCCGUGCAGCUGUAUACCUUGUGUCGCGAGUCGCAGGGUGAUGAUUUGGGAACCCCCGGAGCCGAAUUCUGUAAGGCAAACAUAGCAUUACAGAGUUUGAUUGUGUUGUGAGAAGUAAACGGUUUGAUGCAUCUAAUAUGCAGCGGAACAAUUUUCGGUGCUCAAUGAUAUUCUGUGCGUCAUUUACGAAUGGGUGUAGGGAGCGGGCUUAGACGAGAAAGUGUUGAGACACAGAAAACGGUGAAAAAGAAGGAAAGCAUAAGCGAGUCUAGUCCUUCUCAGUAUGUAAACCUUUGAUUCUAUCAGACAAUACAGAAUUAGAAAGAAUCGGCGUAUGAUGGGUUUUCGCGCUUUCGUGACGGAUUUUUAUUUAAUAGUGAAUUGAAUUGUCAAUGAGAGGCAUACACCAUCUGUGUACACGCGUUGAUGCGCGCUCCAGCUAUAUCAAGUAAACGAGGCUUUCUGUGAAACUAUUUGGAUAUAUAACGGAGAGAAUUGUAGGUCGUGCUUAUUGUUUCUAGUUUGUCCUAAAAAUGUAGGUUGUCCGAUGGCAAUCGAAUCCUGUAUGCGUAUUGCUUAUUUUUAUAUGACUUUGUUAGCGACAUUUUUUAUAAAUCAAAACAACCCCCCUUACGCUCAUUCACAAACACGAGAGAAUUUGUAAGUACUCUACUAAUCACAAACCCAAUAUAUCGUAUUUAUAUACUCAUAUUCCAGCGAAGUUGGUACAUUGCUGGGCGUCAAAACGUGAAGAUUUUUUUGUAGAUAAACUCACGACGUCUAACGCCUCACGAUGUCGGAGGGACUUUCAUGGCUAUUUGAGGCAUGGGGCUCAGCCCAGCACUCGUACCUGGCUUGUCCCCCAACACCACAGGCGCCAACGGCUCAUAAUCAACAGCUGACUGUACAGUCUCAUACUGCCCAGACGCAAAUCCCGCCCCAAGCACCACCAAUUGCCCACGCUGCCCAAGCGUCGAUCGCGCACACUUCGAAUGUCCAUGCGGGUUUGCCCCCAGUGCCAGCACCUCUUCAUGCUGCCCCUCCGAAUCCGUUGCCCGCACCAACGUCGCAUAUUAAUACGGGUGCCCCACCGGCUUUCUUCUAUCGCGCACAACGAUUCGGCGCGAAGGGCCAACCACUCAGUGGCGUAAACUGGUGGUGCGAUGCAUUCGGUCCUUACCAAUUGGAAGGCCAAAACGGGUGGCGUGGUGUCGGACCUUUCUUGAUGCGUCCAGAUCUCGCUAGCAAACCUAACGUACUCUGCUGUAGCAAAAGUCGCCGGAAAAUCAACCCGUGUACAGCCAGAGUCAAUCUCAAGCCUGAUGGAACAAUUCUCCGAAGGCGUUAUUUCCACAAUCACCCUCCGGAACCCCAGAUGCCCCAGCCACAAGAGGGUGAGCUUCAGUUGCCACCUGUGCCAACGUUUGAAGAGGUAGCUGCCAUUGUUGCGACGACAAGGACAUUGAAGGUCAACAAACCCGAACCGGAACAACCACAAACGAUUCGAGUGUGGAAUGAAGAUAAAACUGAAAUGGUUGAGAUCGCCGUAACCGUGGAUAAUAGGCAGGACAUCGCAGACAAAGCUCAAGUGGUUGAAGUCAAUGGAAAGAAAGUGAUGCACUGCCCCGUUGUGUCGUGUUCUCGAAGUCUCGCGAAUCGCGCCGCCCUUCACCAGCAUCUAUUCACUCACAUUCAAGGCAAUCAAAAGCGCGGAGCUGCCGGUCUUACAGAUGAUAAACUCUGUCCACUCUGUCGUGCUGAGCAGGGCUCUCAUGAGAGUCUCGUUCGGCACAUCGUCGAUAUGCACGACACCCGACUCGAAUGCACGGAACACGAAUUUGAGACAAUGUCAGAUUUCCAACAAUGGAAGCGCCGCACGGAACAAGAGGACCUUUCAUCGUUUGAGUUAGGGAGGUGGGGUAAAAGUCACUUUUGUUGCUGUCGAGCCGGUCGCGUGGAGCCGGGCAAGCACGUGAAUGUACGAAGAACUCGAUUAGGCUUCGAAUGUCCUGCGGCUAUGGUUGUUCGAACAGACAAAGCCCAAGGUCAACCCAGUCGAGUUAGGGUUACGUAUUGGCGCACUCACCUGGGACACAUACCCAGUGUGCUGGACGUCCGAAUUUUAAAGGAACAAAGGGAAUGGAUUGUGUCGCUUCUGGAGGCUGGGCAUACAAAUCGAUCAAUUGUUGCUCAAGGCGCCAGCCGAUACUUCGGACCGCCGCUAAACAAAAUCCACAUGCUCACAGAAAGAUACCUGAGAAGAUUAGCGAGUGAGCUACAGGCGAGAACGGACAAGACUAUUGGUCCGGGUAUGAUUGAUGUCCCGAAAGCGUACGAGUAUGGUAAUACGGAUCAGCUGCGCUUGGCAUUAGCGGAUAUGAUUCACGAGGGUCUUAACCGUGAGGCUGACGAGCGUGCCCGGGUCGAGAGCGAAAAGGAUUGCGGGGUUAAUCGUCACGACGAGAAAAUUUUGGGUGGAUACGGAGUCCUCGAACAUGGUCGCACUGGAAGAUAUCAAGUGGUAAAACAUCGUUAUGAACAUAUCAAAGGCGAUCGACAGCAUCAGUCCAUGACAGUCGUGGUAUUUCCACGAAAGACUGCUCACAUGAGCUGCGAGAAGACGUGUCCCAUUUGCCAAGUUUGCGUGCAUAGGUAUGGGUGCACCUGUAGCGCCUAUAUGCUUCACGAUCGGAUGUGCGUCCAUAUUCAUCGUAUUGCGAGUCUAAAAGGGAAUCCCUCAUCUGAGUAUGUUCGUCCAGAUAUGAUUAAAGAGGACACAAUUGGAUUGACAGAGGCGCUACGUCGUCUACAAACACUCAAUCACCGAGAAAAAAUGAAACCACUUUUGCCGCUUGCUGAUGAACUAUUCGAACUUAUUAAGGCUAAUCGCACAGUGCAUCCAGAUCAGGUGGAAGCGUUUCUUCGACAGGGGCUCGCGAUGAUGAAAGCUCAUCCGCAGCUGCAACCGACGCGCGAUGAAGAAGCAGAUCUGGGCCCGCAGCCCAUUGACUCGGCCGAGGCCCGCAGAUAUAUGCGAUGCAAACACCCGGACAACCGUUCCUACAACGUUAUCUCAUCCAAUUGGGACAGAAAUUGUAUGAUCGUCGGUGUGGAGCCGGGAACAACGAAGAUCAAAGAUGAACCAUUAGACGAGGACAUAAAGCCACCUAAAGUGCCAUCUCCAGCGAAUAAGGAACCCCAACGCCAACCCGCAACCGUGAAGUCUGUGGUCGUCAAGAUGUCGGGUCCCCUGUCUAAAACUAGUCAGCAGGCUCGAUUAAACCAUCCUGUCGCUCCACGAAAGCGCUUCCCAGGUCAGGCCAACGAUUCAGAGGCUGGACCAUCAAAGAAAACCAAGUUCACUUCGGUUCAAGCUCCUGUUAGCGGACUGGCGGGAAAACAGGUGGCUGGUCGCCGGGGGAAGGAUAAAGUUGUCCUUAUGAAAUCAAAACGAAUUGUUGUAGUAAAACCGGACUCUCUUGGCGUUCGACCCUCCGGACCGUACUCGACAGGUCCAACACUUAGCUAUAGUUAUGCUACCUCAACGGCAAACAGUUUUACGCACACUCGAACUCCUAAAACAUCUCAUCGAAAAAAUGCAUCAUUAAACAAGAAUCAAUGGACGGCAGCUGUGCAGCUUCCGCCUACGAGUCAUACUCAAUCUCAAGCAGACUUUGUCGUAAUACGUCCUGGUGAUUUAGGCAUGUCCACUGGCAGUUCAUAUCAUCAAAAAAUAGUACCAUCAAACCAUCAAGUAAGUUCUGUACCACACGAUACACAACAACCACAGCAAGAAGAACCUCAACAGCAGCAACAGCAACCGACAGAAAGCAUAGGCGACGCCUCGUUCGAGGACGCAUUCGAACAACCCAAUCCAACGCACUCUGGUAUGCCUCCGGGAGUGGAACCCCUUCGGCCGAAACAGGAGCCCGUUGACGAGAAUGUCGUAAGUGGGGAUGGCAAUCCCAAAGAUUCAACGUUUACCCUGACGCAACUAUGAGCAUCCACAGCUAGUGACAUUAGGUUAUGAUACGAAACACUGAAUUAAAAUUCAGUCACAGGAAUGCAAAAGGACAACAAAAAGAUGAACCUAUGCAUUACGUUCGUGUAGAACUGGCAGAAUUAUGGUGAAGUCCGAUAGCCUGUACACGUUGUGCCACGUCUCUAUAAAGCUUAUGUGUCCAUUGGACAAUGAUAAUAACAACAAUAAUAAGUAUAAAUUUAGACUCCAUCCAAUACACUUGUGUUUUAAGCGCCACGUUCCGUAUUUAGACUAAGAGGAGAAAGAACGUGAUAGAAAUAGUCAUUUACUAUACAAUCUAUAAACUGCAUUGACAGUGUGUUUUUUUUUAGUAGCAAGUUUUCGGGAAUGGUGCAACGAAACGUGUAAGGUUGAGCAAACACUCUGCAGAGUUUAUCCAUUCGAGUAGAUCUGGUGACUAAACUUGAAAAACAUAAACAAUUUAUUAGAUGUGUGCUGGUUAGACUGAUCAAGUACGCACAUAAGACGUACAGAUUAUUAAGGUUUGGUAAAGUAAUACGCAGGGUUUCAUAGGAUAUCGAUUUUGUCCAUUUUGAGUAAAGUUUUCCGCCCUGGACUUGACUAUGGUAAGCUUUACGCACUACUAAGUGUUGAAUGGGCCACAUAUUUAAUAAAUACCAUUUGAUACGCAAUGUGUUCAGGAACUUCUUGUAGAAAUUUAUCUUGAACAUUUUUGUAAAUUAUACGGAUAACAGCAACGACUGGCGUUCCUUGCGACAAUGGCGUCUCAACUGAACUGUACAAUGAAGACAGGAAAGCUUUUCUGUAUUGAUAAUCAUGUGUAUAUACAUUCAUGCAGUAGAGCGAAAAAUCGAAUGACGGGAUACCAAAUAACUUAGGUUAAAUUUAUACAUAUAAUAAAUCUUAUCAUAUGCAGUAACUUGUAUAUGCAUGAACAAGCUGCAUGGACUGAGGUGUGAAUGAACCAGGUGUAGACAGCCCUUUCUUAUGAAAUUCCCUACAGAAAACGUGGUAGAUAGUUACGUUAAGAGUAAACUAAAAGAAGAAAAUAUUUCAAUAGGGCAUAUUAUAAAAGCGAAGAAGUAGUCACGCAGUUAAUUUCUAUACAUUUCUCUUAAAUGUGUAAUAUAAAAAAAAUUAUCCUAACUUAUAAUGAAAUGAUUAGGUACAUGUGAUAUAUAUGUCAAAAUAUUUGUGAACACUUAUCUGAAAUAAACUGCGAUUUUCUUUUUUUUUUGAAGAAAUAUCCUGCUUACUUGGUUAUAUCUUGGUUAUAUGAGUUAAUGAUACGGACAGUAAAGCUAUUCCGAAAAUUUAGGGAUUUUACGAAAAUUUACGAAAUUUAGGGAUACAUGAGAUGACCUAGGUUCGAAGUCGGCCAUAAACAAACUUACUUUGGUGCUAAGAGUUAGCAGUCUGAAGUAACGCGCAAUGGAAGUGCCGAACAUAAAACCCAGAAUAUUAAUUGGGUUCAACACCGGGCGUAAACGCAGUUCGUUUAACGCUAAGAGCGAGUUGUCCGAAGCAAUGUUGAGUUGGAUUAAAACUUGAAACAUUUAUUAGGUGCGGUAAAUCUAGUAAUCAAGUAAUAAAAGAAUGUUGGUGACGUAGGUUCUUCCAUACCAUAGUAAUUAAAUUAUUUAAAAUAACUUCAAUAUAUACCAAUAGGUUCUUCGCUUUUGUAACUUCCACUGAGUUGAAAUUAUAGAAUAUAUUGCUAGUUGCUUCGUAGCUAUCCUAAUGGCCAUUAGGAGACAAUAUAGGUAGGUUAGUAUUCAAUUAACCACUCCUUUAUAGAUCAAGCAAUUUUAAAGCGCCCUCUAUAAGACGAACCUCUUUAGCUGCCCAACAUUAUUUUAUUGUGAAAACCGGAAAUUAGUAAAGGAUAUUUUUUAAACAUCAUUCAUGUUUCGCGAGCAAAAGGCCACAUGACAUUUUUUUAAUAUAUUCUUUACACAUGCUGCUUUAACGUUUUUGUUUUAAAAAUUUGCGUACCUGUCAGUCAAUAAACGUUGUCCGAUUGACAUACAUAUAUAAGUUCAUCGCUACAAACCACAUUAUCUUAAUGCCUCCUCUUGACGUGUUACACCAUUGCGUA
Varroa destructor (honeybee mite) is the source of this 6285-nucleotide messenger RNA. RefSeq lists its product as uncharacterized. The record is from RefSeq and is a predicted model, not a curated record. Lineage: Eukaryota; Metazoa; Arthropoda; Arachnida; Mesostigmata; Varroidae.